AUGACCGGAAGCGUCCGGAGCACAGGACUCUUAUGGCAGGUGUUAUGCGUGACCACGUGGACUCUGGCGUGUAAAGGGACUGGAGCGCAAGGGUCUGCGGCCAGUUCCAUCUCUCCGUCCACCCGCGUAGACGCUGACGUCACCGUGGCCCCUCCCACUAACUACACAGAUGUGGUAUGUUUGCCCCCAGUCCCCCCACGGUGGGGUUCAUUCUCCAUGGUGAAGGCAGCAGGACUGUCUGAAGGCACCGCCCUGGUGUUCUGGUGCCAGGAGGGUUUCCAGCUGGUGGGCAGUGAGAGGAUGCGGUGUGUGGUGCAGGGUGGCGCACCACGCUGGAGUAACCACCCUCCCGUCUGUGAGCUCAUUCCCAGACCGGAGAAGCGUGGGCUGCGUCUGGCCGUGCUGAUGUCAGUGGUCAGCAGUGCCAUCAUCAUCGUUAUGUCCGCUGCCUUCAUCAUCUGCUGUCUGCAGGAGUACAAACGUGAGGAGAAGGUUGAACAGAGAGAAGAGACAAACAGGACAACUAAGCCUCAGAUCAGCCAGAGAAGUGAGUGUUGGAUAAAGAGGAAGGAGGAAGAUUGGGACACCGCUCCCUCUCCGAAGAACUACCAUCUGUCCCAGGAUCUGGUGACCCCCCUGCCUGUGGAGAGCCUCCUACAUGUGGGACAUCUCUCUGGCUACGAGAACCAUGGCUAUGAAAGUCAAGAGAGCCAACUAAAUGCCCCCAUACCAGGGCUCUACUGUGCAGAGAGCCAGGUUUACUCCCACAUGGUGCCCCAAACAGCGCCCACGCCAACUGCCCCCAGCGCACUGGGAUAUGUCCACCCCUCAACUUCUACCACACCCUUACCCCAACCUCUCCCACCCAACCUGUACCAAGCCCUCCCACCCAACCUCUACCACCUCCUUACCCUAGCCCCUCCCACUCAACCUCUACCACCCCCUUAA
Molecule: messenger RNA, 948 nt
Organism: Electrophorus electricus (electric eel)
Lineage: Eukaryota; Metazoa; Chordata; Actinopteri; Gymnotiformes; Gymnotidae
Source: RefSeq, a predicted model, not a curated record